Molecule: messenger RNA, 1877 nt
Organism: Glycine soja
Lineage: Eukaryota; Viridiplantae; Streptophyta; Magnoliopsida; Fabales; Fabaceae
Product: B3 domain-containing protein At5g42700-like
Exons: 7
Coding region: 165-863 (232 amino acids)
Molecular function (GO): DNA binding
Source: RefSeq, a predicted model, not a curated record
UGUCGAGGAAAUGAUGCAACGCAUUGAGAAGUGGGAAUGCAACGGUCGACUGCAAUUGCAAUACCAUUUCAGUACACAACACAAACACCAAACCACAUUUCUUCUAUAUAACAUUAUUCUAGGGAUUGUUGUUGUUGUUGUUCUCUUGUCCAAAAAGAAAAAAAAUGGUGGCAGCAAUAGCAUACGAGGAGAGUCGCCGCAAGAGAGUGGAGGAGAACAAGAAGAGGAUGGAAGCCCUCAAUCUUCCCCUCCUCUCUCAAGCUCUUCAGAAAUCAUCCCCUUCUCCCAAAUCUUCACCGCUGAAGCAGGUAAAACAUCGCGCCAUUCAGAAAGAGGUGGUUGUCGUCAGAAGGUCAAGUCGUGUGGCAAACUUGCCAUCUCCUGUUUACAAAGAAAUAGUUAUUGAUCGCGUGACAAUGCCUAGAAGAAGCCUUUGUAGGAGUUAUGAUAAGUACAGGGAUUAUGCGAAUCGGGUCUAUGCCUCAGAUGAGGCCAGAGAGGAAGCAUUGGAGAAAGCAGAAAAGUUAAUGUCCGGUUUAGAAUCAGAAUAUCCAGCCUUCAUAAAGUCAAUGCUCCAGUCCCACGUGAGCGGCGGAUUCUGGCUGGGCCUUCCAGUCCACUUCUGCAAGAGCAAUCUUCCAAAAAAGGACGAAGUGGUGACUUUGAUUGAUGAGGAUGGGACUGAGUAUUCGACAAUAUAUUUGGCAGGAAAAACAGGACUUAGUGGUGGAUGGAGAGGUUUUGCGAUUGCUCAUGACUUAGCUGAUGGGGAUGCUUUAAUUUUUCAAUUAAUUAAGCGCACCACAUUCAAGGUUUACAUUGUUAGAGCAAUUUGUCCUCCGGAUGAUAAACAGCUCGAGUGAAUUGCAGUUGGAGAUUGGAGCCAGUAAAAUUAAUGUUUGUUAGUCCUGGGGCUUUUGGACAUCAAUAAGACUUUAGGGAUGAAAAGUUAAGCAACAACUUUGUAAUGUUAGAAAGGAUAUGCACUUGGAGACCUAUAUAAAUUAAAUGACACGGAUUGCAUAAGAAAAGACAUACAGGGGAAAAAUAGAAAACAAUGAAUCUUUUUUGAGGUUCAGGAUGAGAGAAUUGGCGAAGCCAAUUUGGUACUCUGUUGGCCUUUACGAUUAUAGGCAUGCUAGACACUAUGCACCAUCCAUUGGUUAAGUCAAUUAUAUAUGUGUAUUGUAUAGACUCUAGAAUGGCAUUAUAUAUGUGUAGACUCUAGAAGAUGUCUAGACUCUAGAAUGGACUAGGUAUUGUAUAGCAAUUAUAUAUGUGUAUUGGAGAAACUAAUGGCAUUAGGUUCUGGAAGAGAUCAUUGCCAUUUGAUAAUUUUUAAAGGUAAAGCGAUGCCUAUGAAUAUACACUGGGUGAGAAAAUGUCAAGGGGAUGAUGCUUAAGAUAUACCUAAGCAAGGCUUACUAUGAUACUUGAAAACAUUAAGAUUGUAAACGGUGUAGUUUUUUAACCACAUUUAUUUUCUUAAAUUGGGUUUUUAUUGAAGAAGUGAACAUAUUGUAAUCAUAUAUUGAGUUUCUUAGUUGCUUCCGAGGGUUAGGGGGCUAAGGUUAGGCACGCUAAAUUCCAACUUUUUCCAAUCACAUUCUGUCCGGUGGUUGCAAUCAUAGUCAUAUAUAUUAAAUUUUUUUGUUUGUCGUCUUAAUGAGACAUGUGGGUCUUAUGCUUAUGUCAAAGGGAUUGUUAUAGAUGGUUCCAUUUUUGUCUUAAAUCAACGUUGUUCGUAUUUGAGUCUUGAAGCAGUGAAAGUUUUCUUGUUUCAGCUUUAAAUUAAUUCAAUUAUUUCUGCUGGGAUACUGCCAGAGUAGCAUUUGAGUGCAGCUUUAUUUAGGCUCUCUAAUGAAUGCAUUAUUUAU